AUCGCCUUCCUGGCUGUCCCGUUCCCAGUCAAGGACUUCCAGUCCCGCUGUGGGUUGGGGGCUUGCAGCAGCCGGGCUCUGAGACUUCGAGCCCCGGCCUCCCCACUGGGCACAGGGCCGGGCGUGCCGGGAGGCUGGCGGGCCGGCGGUUCCGCGCUCGGAGGUAGGUGGUGCUGUUGCCGCGACGUCUUCCUCAUUGGCGCCGCGCGGAGAGGCGGAAUGUUCAACUCCUGACUCCGGCGGAAGCGUGGGAGCCGCGCGGGCCGCUGUCCCCGACCCCCGCCGCAGCUCGCGUCCGGCCCGGGAGCAAGGUUUCGUGGACGUUUACUACUUGGUCAUUAUGAGAUGUCGUCUCUCGGUGCCUCCUUUGUGCAAAUUAAAUUUGACGACUUGCAGUUUUUUGAAAACUGCGGUGGAGGAAGUUUCGGGAGUGUUUAUCGAGCCAAAUGGAUAUCCCAGGACAAGGAGGUGGCUGUGAAGAAGUUACUCAAAAUAGAGAAAGAGGCAGAAAUCCUGAGUGUUCUCAGUCACAGGAACAUCAUCCAGUUUUACGGAGUGAUUCUGGAACCUCCCAACUAUGGCAUUGUCACAGAAUAUGCGUCCCUGGGAUCCCUGUAUGAUUACAUUAACAGCAACAGGAGUGAGGAGAUGGACAUGGAGCACAUCAUGACCUGGGCCACCGACGUAGCCAAAGGGAUGCACUACCUACACAUGGAGGCUCCGGUCAAGGUGAUCCACAGAGACCUCAAGUCAAGAAACGUUGUCAUUGCUGCUGACGGAGUGCUGAAGAUUUGUGACUUCGGUGCAUCGCGGUUCCAUAACCAUACAACACACAUGUCCUUGGUUGGCACUUUCCCGUGGAUGGCUCCAGAAGUUAUCCAGAGUCUCCCUGUGUCCGAAACCUGUGACACAUAUUCCUACGGUGUGGUUCUCUGGGAGAUGCUAACAAGGGAGGUCCCCUUUAAAGGUUUGGAAGGAUUACAAGUAGCUUGGCUUGUAGUGGAAAAAAACGAGAGAUUAACCAUUCCAAGCAGUUGCCCCAGAAGCUUUGCUGAACUGCUACACCAGUGUUGGGAGGCUGAUGCCAAGAAACGGCCAUCGUUCAAGCAAAUCAUUUCAAUCCUGGAGUCCAUGUCAAAUGACACGAACCUUCCUGACCAGUGUAACUCAUUUUUACACAACAAGGCAGAAUGGAGGUGUGAAAUUGAGGCUACCCUUGAGCGGCUGAAGAAGCUAGAGCGCGAUCUCAGCUUUAAAGAGCAGGAGCUCAAAGAAAGGGAGAGACGCUUGAAGAUGUGGGAGCAGAAACUGACGGAGCAGUCCAACACCCCGCUGCUGCCUUCCUUUGAGAUCGGUGCGUGGACCGAAGACGAUGUGUAUUUUUGGGUUCAGCAGCUCGUCGGGAAAGGCGAGUCCUCGGUCGAGAUGAGUGGAUACGCAAGCUUGUUUAAGGAGAACAACAUCACAGGCAAGCGGUUGCUGCUUCUGGAAGAGGAAGAUCUGAAAGACAUGGGCAUUGUCUCCAAGGGACACAUCAUUCAUUUUAAGUCAGCUAUUGAGAAGCUAACCCACGAUUACCUGAACCUGUUUCACUUCCCACCACUAAUAAAGGAUUCAGGAGGGGAACCUGAAGAAAAUGAGGAAAAAAUAGUGAACCUUGAACUUGUUUUUGGAUUUCACCUGAAGCCAGGCACUGGCCCACAGGAUUGCAAAUGGAAGAUGUAUAUGGAGAUGGAUGGAGACGAAGUGGCUAUAGCAUACAUAAAAGACGUGACUUUCAACACGAGCCUCCCCGAUGCAGAGAUUUUAAAGAUGACAAAGCCACCGUUUGUAAUGGAGAAGUGGAUCGUAGGGAUAGUGAAGGAUCAGACAGUGGAGUGCACGGUCACCUAUGAGAGUGAUGUCAGAACACCGAAAUUCACUAAGCACGUGCACUCAAUACAGUGGGACAGAGCGAAGCCUCAGGAUGAGGUGAAGGCGGUCCAGCUUGCCAUUCAGACUCUGUUCUCCAGCUCAGAGGGCAACCCUGGCAGCAGGUCUGACUCAAGUGCGGACUGCCAAUGAACACUCUGCGCGUGACAACAGAUUGCAUCCCACUUUCUCUAGCAGCGUUCCCUAAAGCAACCCUAUCCUGGGGUCCCUUUCUUCCCGUGCUUUGUUAACCAGGAUUCCUCGCAGCAGCUGCAGGGGCGGACCCAGACUCCCGUGAAGUACCAGCAGAUUACACCAAGCAUCAACCCUUCCCGGAGCUCCUCCCCGACACAGUAUGGGCUGACCAAAAACUUCUCCUCCCUGCACCUCAACUCCAGGGACAGCGGCUUCUCCAGCCUCAAUGACAGCUCCUCCGAGAGGGGCCGCUACUCAGACCGGAGCAGAAACAAGUACUACCGCGGUAGCGUAUCCCUCAACUCUUCUCCGAAAGGAAGAUACGGUGGGAAAAGUCAGCAUUCCACACCUUCAAGAGAAAGGUAUUCUGGAAAGUUCUACAGGCUGCCCCAGUCAGCGCUGAACACUCAUCAGUCCCCUGACUUCAAGAGGAGCCCGAAUGAUCAUGACCGUCGUGCGCCCAAGACCAUCCCCGGGAUGCCUCUGCACCCCGAGACUGCCCCCAAAGCAGGGGAAGAGGAGAGCAGAGUGAGUGAAGGGGGCUGGACUAAAGUAGAGUAUCGCAAGAAGACGCAUAGGCAACUUUCGGCCAAGACUAGCAAGGACCGAACCCGCGGCAACUACCGUGGGCGGAGGAACUUUUGAGAGAUUCAAUCAGAUGCGCUUCUCCAAGCGGGUUAUAUAGUGGUUCGUGCAAUGGAUUUUUGGUAGUAAAAUGUCUUGAGAUUCCAGGGACCAAAAAAGACUAGUUUGGGGGUUGGGAAAUACCUUUUUACUGAAAGGACAACCAAAGCAUGGCCGUAAUUAUGGCUGUUAGUCGACUAGAGGUGGCAAUUAAACUUGACAAUAACUGUCCAUGUUUCGUCCCCCGAAUUAAUAUUGAAGAGGGAAAGGCUGUGCCAUUCAUUCUGUGCUGGGAACCUCUUGGGGCUAGGAUAAAGCUAGUGAGAACCACAGAAAAAUCAAAUUUCUAGAUAAAACCGGAUUCGUCUGAUUUUCCCUUUCAUCUAAGGAUCCAAGAUGGCUCAGCAAAGCACUGUGAACAAUCCUUUAUUUUAAAAUGUAGGUAUUUUGUUCAUCAUGAAUUUUCGCAUCUUAUUUUUUUCUACUGCGAUAAAAUUUCAUUUAUCUUGAUUGUCGAGGGAUUUUUUUUUAAAAAAUGCCUCCCUAAAUGUUGUGCCCAAGGCAAGUGCCUCACUCAUCUCCACCGAGUUAGUAUUUAUUUUAGUGAGAUAUUUGUGUUUCUGUCAUGGUCAGGGUUGAACUGAUUUGGCUUGUCAUUUUUAGGUAAUAAAAAAGAUUAUUGAAGUUAA
This is a messenger RNA of Rattus rattus (black rat), 3419 nucleotides long. RefSeq names its product mitogen-activated protein kinase kinase kinase 20 (gene Map3k20). NCBI's taxonomy places the organism in Eukaryota, Metazoa, Chordata, Mammalia, Rodentia, Muridae. Gene Ontology annotation, biological process: protein phosphorylation. The record is from RefSeq and is a predicted model, not a curated record. Gene Ontology annotation, molecular function: ATP binding; protein kinase activity; protein binding. Gene Ontology annotation, cellular component: cytoplasm. The transcript has 20 exons.